AUGGAAAAUAGUGAGGAACCGAAGGAUUUGACUUUUCUAGAAGACAAAGUGAAGAAGAGACGUAUAUUGUCACAUAAACGUGAUGUCUGUAAAAAGUCCUUCUCUGAAAAGGGUAACUUGAAUAAGCAGAAAUGUAUUCAUACAGGUGAAAACAGCAGUUCUUUGACUGCUCACAGACGUGUUCAUACAGGAGAGAAACCAUAUCACUGUGACAUCUGCAACAAAUCUUUUUGUGUCAGUAGUCAGCUAACUUCUCAUAAACGUAUUCAUACAGGGGAGAAGCCAUAUCACUGCAACAUCUGUGGCUUGGUUAGGCACAAACAUAUUCAUUCAGUUGACACACCAUAUUCUUGUAAUAUCUGUGGCAAAUCGCUCUCAUGCAAAAGCAGUUUAACUUCUCACAAACGUAUUCAUACGGGUGAGAAGCCAUAUUGCUGCAACAUCUGUAACAAGUCUUUCUCUGUAAGUUGUAAUCUGACUAUUCACAAGCGUAUUCAUAGAGGAGAGACACCUUAUUCUUGUGAUAUCUGUGGUAAAUCAUUCUUUCAACUUGGCAACUUAGCUACCCAUAAACCUUUCAAGUUUUUACGAUAUGAUUGUUUGUAUUUAAAUGACAUUGUAGGGUAG
Molecule: messenger RNA, 627 nt
Organism: Octopus sinensis (East Asian common octopus)
Lineage: Eukaryota; Metazoa; Mollusca; Cephalopoda; Octopoda; Octopodidae
Product: zinc finger protein 665-like
Exons: 4
Coding region: 1-627 (208 amino acids)
Biological process (GO): regulation of transcription by RNA polymerase II
Molecular function (GO): RNA polymerase II cis-regulatory region sequence-specific DNA binding; DNA-binding transcription factor activity, RNA polymerase II-specific
Source: RefSeq, a predicted model, not a curated record